GCACGUAAAGAAAACGGAAAUAUGUAACCUGAUCAUAAGCCUGUAAAGCAAUUCUCUGCUUUUUAUAAUAUUCUUCGGAUCCACUUCAGGUUCCUUCAUCGCGUUCGAAUUCUGUAUAUUACGAAGAGCUAAAUAAUCUUGUCCGUUUCCGGCAGAAUGCACUAAAUCGUUGUUAAAACGCCCAUCAAUCGAUGAUUUUGAUUUUCGAGAGACGGAUCUCUACCAUUACAAAACAGUUGAUUACGCGUGAAAAAUCAACAGAAAACUGCAUGUAGAAACUGUCAGAAUGGCCGAUGUGCACGAAUGUUCGAAGUCUAGUCAGGACUUUUCGAAUGAGAAGGACGUGCCUACGGCAAAACGUAAGAAGUUAUCGCCCUCCGAUUAUACUAUCAAAAAGCGACAACCCUUUAAUUUAUCAGGGAAACGAAACAAAGAUAUCUUUGUAACUAAUAAAACUAACUUUAAGGCACAAAUAAAGAAAUGUGAGAAACUUCUCAGCAGUGGGACAUCUGAAGUGAUCAUACAUGGCCUUGGUGCUGCUGUACACAGAGCUUGCAAUUUAGCUCUCCAAUUAAAAGAAAUUCAUUAUAAUGGAGUGGAGUUAGAUAUUAAGACAUCUACUACAACUAUCAUUGAUGAUUUUGAACCUCUCCAUGAUAGUGCAGAUUAUGAAACAAUUAAUAGGAAUAAUUCAGCUGUACACAUACGCGUAUAUCGAAAAUUUUCAAUAAGUGGUCUUAAAUAUCAAGAAUAGAACAUAAAGAUCAAAGCAGUAUCAUAGAUUUAUCUUUAACUAUAUGGUAAUUAAAAAUGAAAAAAAUGGCAGUAAUUCAAUAAUUGUAUCAGCUUUGAUUUCUCCAAAAUGAUAUUUUCUUUGAACGAAUUAGUACAUUGGC
Molecule: messenger RNA, 896 nt
Organism: Colletes gigas
Lineage: Eukaryota; Metazoa; Arthropoda; Insecta; Hymenoptera; Colletidae
Gene: Rpp20
Product: ribonuclease P protein subunit p20
Exons: 4
Coding region: 287-754 (155 amino acids)
Biological process (GO): tRNA 5'-leader removal
Cellular component (GO): nucleus; nucleolar ribonuclease P complex; ribonuclease MRP complex
Molecular function (GO): nucleic acid binding
Source: RefSeq, a predicted model, not a curated record